AUGACGUCCCUCCGACGGCAGAGAGGCCUACGUUCUCCCACACAGCUGCGAGGGGGCCCGCCACAGGAUCCGUCUUGUCAGCUCUUGACGAAGAAGCCAGAAAGUAUGAGGCGCGAGAAGAAGUCUUUCUGA
Colletotrichum truncatum is the source of this 132-nucleotide messenger RNA. RefSeq lists its product as uncharacterized. Lineage: Eukaryota; Fungi; Ascomycota; Sordariomycetes; Glomerellales; Glomerellaceae. The record is from RefSeq and is a predicted model, not a curated record.